UUCUACUCAAUCUGAGACAUCCUGCAUAGUAUCACCCUUCGUGCUCAAAUUGAUAAAGUAACUUGAAUUUUUUGGUGUACGUCCUGUGUGAUGUGGAAAGCGGCCAAUUCCGUCCCUGUGUCGGAUGGUACUUCUACAUUUUGGAACAACGAUACCACAUGGAAGAAGACCCUCCAACUGGGCAGUACUGGUCAGUUGGUACCUAGCCAGCGUUAAGAUAAACACUCUUAUCUGGAUGUAUAUUCGAGUACACAUAAAAUGGUAAACAAACAGAAAUGCCCAAACACAAUAAUUUGUUGGUUUUAGUGUGGUACCUACAGCCUUAAAAUUUAGUGAUUAUCGAAGAUGAAAGCAAAGAAUAUCAGAAAUUACGGCUCCGUCGGAUAUCGCGUCUUGGGAGGACGGCGUGGUCACAGGGUUUUACCGAGUAGCACUCAUCGACAGCCAAGCUGGGCGACUACUUUUAUCGAACAAUGGGGUACCAGAAAUUGGAAUGGCAACCAUCAAAGACUGCAAACGACAGACAGUCCCUGCCUAUCAACUUGUACCACAGCAACCAACCUCUCGUCUUUGGGCGAUUUUCAAUCCAACUCCACCAUAAACUUCCAGAGGAAACUGAACAAAGAGGACAACAUCAGAAUGGCCAUACCAGAAAUCGAGCCUCUGCAAAAGAAGACCGAGGUCGAAAUAGAGGAUGAGCCCAGUGAAGCGGUUUCCUUCAAGAAAAUCUUCAAGCAGUUAUUGGCUGCAGUGGCAGUGUCAUGGGUGUCUAUGAUCAUAGGAUAUUCCUCGGCCUAUACGUCACCAGCAGAGCAUUCCUUGGAAAAUGACUUCGGUCUCGAUAAAGUUAAGAUGUCGUGGAUAUCAAGCUUCAUGCCUCUCGGAGCACUUUGUGGAGGCUUAUUCGGAGGAACUCUAAUCGAGCAUAUGGGAAGAAAAUGGACGAUACUUCUAACUAACGUAAUGUUCCUAGUGGCUUGGCUGACCAUAUUCAUGGCACAAAACUACGUUUACCUGUACAUCGGCCGUAUUAUCACGGGUGUCAGCGUUGGGAUAACCUCGCUCACUUUGCCAGUGUACUUAGCUGAAACCCUUCAGCCUGAGGUGAGGGGAAGCCUGGGACUCCUGCCGACAGCCCUUGGCAACGUGGGCAUUCUGUUGUGCUAUUUAUUUGGUGCAUUCUAUGAAUGGAAGAUGCUGGCUCUUAUUGGAGCUAUACUGGCUGUGCCCUUCUUGGUACUGAUCUGGUUCAUACCAGAAACCCCAAGGUUCCUAGUAUACAGAGGUAACGAAGAGGAGUCUAGGAAGGCUCUGCAAUGGCUGAGAGGUGCAGACACAGACAUCGAAAAGGAGUUCCAUGAACUGAAGAAGAACCAGCAAGAUGCUGACGACUCAAAUGAAAGCGUGAUGGAGUUGUUCAACCGCAACAACAUAAAACUUCUUGCGAUAGUCUUAGGUUUGAUGUUUUUCCAACAAUUCAGCGGAAUAAACGCUGUAAUUUUCUACACAACUAGGAUAUUUAAAGAAUCUGGCUCUUCGUUAAACGAAAAUAUUUGUACAACAAUCGUCGGCACUGUGAAUUUCAUAUCAACAUUCAUUGCAGCUGUUUUGAUAGAUAGAUUUGGUAGAAAAGUGCUUUUAUAUAUAUCUAGCGUGUCAAUGUUGUUGUCUUUAACUACAUUAGGUACUUAUUUCUAUUUGAAGAUUGAAACAGACAUCGACACACUCCAGUUUGGAUGGUUGCCUCUUGUAAGUUUCAUGGUAUACGUACUCGGUUUUUCCCUCGGUUUUGGACCAAUCCCAUGGUUGAUGAUGGGUGAGAUUCUCCCUGCAAGGAUCCGAGGACCAGCAGCUUCUAUUUCCACAUCUUUCAACUGGUCGUCUACGUUCAUUAUCACCAAAACCUUUUUAUUGAUAAUAGAAGCUAUUGGCCUUUACUACACUUUUUGGAUGUUCGCUGUGAUCGUACUAGGAUCGUUGAUUUUCUCUAUUUUCUGUGUACCAGAAACCAGAGGUAAAAGCUUGGCAGAUAUUGAGAGGCAACUAACCGGAGGCACCAGAAAAGUUAGCUCAGUGGCAAACCUCAAACCAACGCCAUCUACUUGUUAAACAAGAGACUGAUUUUAUUCUAAGAAUCUCUAGGCUGUAUCUUAACUUUGAAUAAGUACCAAGAGCAAAAAACCGAUAAAAGACUUUACAGCAGGUGACGUAUUUGUAUAUCUUUUUGACAAGUUGAGUUUGUGACUGGACUAACUUUUUCAAGGUUCAGAUGUUUUAGCAAUAAGGUAACUUUAUUGAAUUGUUCUAAAUAUUUUGUAUUUAUGUAUAUAGUCUUAUUCCUAGGUAACGUUAUUUAUUAUGAUAUUUUUAUAUGAACAGAGCGUUGAAAAUAAAAAUAUAUCUAUUUUUUAUAAACUG
Molecule: messenger RNA, 2418 nt
Organism: Acanthoscelides obtectus
Lineage: Eukaryota; Metazoa; Arthropoda; Insecta; Coleoptera; Chrysomelidae
Source: the annotation of a GenBank genome assembly